This is a messenger RNA of Cydia strobilella, 1072 nucleotides long. RefSeq names its product cuticle protein 19.8-like (gene CPR68). Lineage: Eukaryota; Metazoa; Arthropoda; Insecta; Lepidoptera; Tortricidae. The record is from RefSeq and is a predicted model, not a curated record. The transcript is spliced from 2 exons. Gene Ontology annotation, cellular component: extracellular matrix. Bases 93 to 989 code for a protein of 298 amino acids.
GACACUGUCUACUAUAAAUGCUGUUAGUGCCGACUGAGGGAUACAGUUCUCAGGUCUAAGCAACCCCGAGCACAUCUCAUCAAACAAUCGAAAUGGCUUUCAAGUUGGUGGUCUUCACUUGUUUGGUCGCGGCCGCCUACGGCAGCUUGGCCCCCGCGGCCAUAGCAGCUGCGCCCGUGGUCGCGGCGGCCCCAGUGGCGGCGCGGCUCGAGGAGUUCGACCCGCUGCCACAGUACCGCUUUGGCUACGACGUGGCGGACUCACUUACCGGCGAUUACAAGAGCCAGACAGAGCAGCGCGACGGCGACCUGGUGCAGGGUCAGUACUCACUGAUCGACUCGGAUGGCACGCGUCGUAUUGUGGACUACACUGCUGAUUCAGUUAACGGAUUCAACGCCGUCGUGCGCAAGGAGCCGCUCGUGGCCGCUGCGCCCGCCGUCGUGCCCGCACGCAUCGCUGCCGCUCCAGUAGUGGCAGAACCCGCCGUCGUUUCCGCACGCAUCGCUGCUGCUCCAGUCGUCGCCCAGCCCGCCUUCGCCCGCUACGCUGUUGCCCCUGCUGUCUCUCCCGCCAGGAUCGCUGCCGCUCCCGUAUUCGCCCGCUACGCUGCGGCUCCCGUCGCUGCUCCCGUGGUGGCCGCUCGGUACGCUGCCGCCCCAGUGGCCGCCGCCGCUCCUGUGGUAGCCGCUCGUUACGCUGCUGCCCCAGUGGCCACUGCUCCAGUAGCUGCUGCGCCAGUGGCCGCCGCCUACAGAACUGCAUUAGCUGCGUACAGCGCUGCCUACACAGGUCCCGUUGCGGCGCAGUAUGCUCAAUACGCUGCCCCUCUGGCGGCCUAUAGCGCUCCCGCGGCCGUCGCCUACUCCGCGCCAGCGUACGGCGCGCCCGUAGCGGCAUAUGCUGCGCCCGCGGCACCCGCCCCGGUGUUUGCGCGCGCGGCUCCCGCGAAACUCGUGGCGCCCAACACCGCCGGAUACUACUACCCUUGAAAAAUGAACACUGACUUGAUGGCUCAUUACUAAAGACUUGACUUAUAUUUAAGUUAUUGAAAUAUACUUUUUGUUUACUUUUA